AUGUUCAGGUUAUCUCCCCGGAGGAGUCAAAGAUCCAAAGGCUUCAAGGUGAAGCAUGCUCUACAGUUAUGUGUUCUGCUUGGCGUUUGUAUCUGGCUGGUUUACCAAAUCAAACACUCUAAUGAGAAGAAAUCAUCCUUUGUUGAAGACACGAAGACUAGCGGUCAGAUUAUCAAGUUUGGGAGGAAGGACCUUCAUCCUCGCGUGGAGGAAACCUCCGUGAUAGAUGCAAGGCACAAAGAGGAGGAGGAGGAUGAACAAGAAAACAAGCACGAAGAGCAAAACAAACUGGAUGAUGUGAAUGGUGUGGAAGAUGAGGUCCUGAAGCAUGAUGAGCAAAGUAUCAACGAAGAGAAUUCUGAGCACAGACAGGAUUCAAUAGACCAAGAAAAUGAAGAAAAUUCUGAAAAUGCUAGGACAGAAGGGGAAGGUGAACAGCAUAAUGAGAACUUUGUCGACGAGAUUGACAAUAUGGACAACAAGGAGAGUGAGAGUACAUUGAAGGAUAAUGAGGAGAACAAAAAUGAAGUGGAGGACAAAGAAACUGGAGAAAUUAAAGAAGAAAAGAGCUGGCAGGAGAAUGACAAUAUGGAUAACAAGGAGAGUGACAAUGCAGUGAAGGAGAAUGAAGAGAAUAAAAGUGAAGUGGAGGACAAUGAAACUGGAGAAACUAGAGAAGAGAAAAGUCAGCAAGAAGAGACAGAAAAUAAAGAUAAGGUGAAUGAAGAGGUGAAACAGAAUGAUUCUGAAGGGAAGGACAACGUGGAGGAAAAUCAUGAGCAAAAUAGUAAAGAAAUGACAUAUGAGAGCAAUCAAGGAGAAACUGGGUUGGAAGAGCAAGACAAAGUUCAGGAAGAGAUUGCAUCUGAAGAUCAGGUUCAGGAUGGGGGGAAAAAUGAGGAGGAGCAUAGAGAGGAAAAUUAUGCUGGAGAUAAUGCCUCUAGUGCUGUAGACCAUAAAUCGCAAGACACCUCAGAUGAAAAUUCAAAUUCUAAGACAGAAGAAGAAUCUGAUAAAAAGGAAAACAAUGAGUUUGAGCUAGAGUCUCACAAACAUGAUGAAACUACAGAAGGGACUCAUGCUAGUGUCACAACAAACGGCCAAGGAAAUGAAAGUGAUGCUGAAAAUCAGGCUCAGUUAGAGAAUGAGUCACAAAAAAGUUCCACGUCAGGAUCAGAAUGGAAGCAGCAAGAGAAAAAUGACUCCUCAAAGGAUGCUUUAGAAACUCCAGAUUCAUCACUGCAGAAUCAGACUGACACAUCAACUCGUACAACUGAAGCAUUAGAAAAUGAAAACAGCUCCAAGUUGGAGGACUCCAGCAAGCAGAAUACAACACCAAAAACCGAUUAUUCUUCUUCUAACUCCGAUGCAGCGGGGAAGACAGCUGAAACACAUGACAGUAAUGCAAAUGAUGGUGAAUACAAGGACACAACGAGUAAUUCUGCUCAGAAUGAAAACCCCGACAACAAUUCUGUUCAAGAAGGAAAGCAGGAAAAUGUUGCAUCAUCUAAUAAUGACAACAAGGAUGCUAGUCAUGAUGCUCAAUUCACUUCUGAUACUUCCUCGGAACAAAAGAAAGAUGAAUCCGCAAAUGUAGAAAGUAAUACCAAUACUCCGCUGAAUGGCAAUGCUGAUCAAACCAACACAAACAGUGAUGGAAGUGCUAAUGACAACCAAGAUGCUAGCCAGUCUGAUACUUCAUCUGAGCAAAAUAAAGAGGGGUCCUCAAACUCAGAUAACAGCAGUGAUGCUAGCCAUUCCGAUACUUCAGUUGAGCAAAACAACAAAGAGGAAUCCUCAAACUCGGAUAACAGCAAUGAUGCUAACCAGUCUGAUACAUCUGUGCAAAACAAAGAGGAAUCCUCAAACGCAGAUAACAGUAGUGAUUCUAACGAGAAUGGCUCUGAAAACAAUGAUAAUGGAAAUGACAAUGGGAAUGCUAAUGGUGAAGCACAAGAUAAUGUUUCGGGUUCAUCCAUUCCUGAAGAGAAAGAUGCAUCUUCAAAUAACACUGCUGAUGCAGGACAGGGUGAGAAUCAGAACACAGUUCAGAGCAAAACUAGUGAAAAUGAAGAUGGUGCUCAAAAUAAAACAGUGGAGUCACAAAAAGAGGAGGAAUCUGCACACUCCGAUGGUGUUAGCAAUUCUAACAUGAAUGAUCGAGGAAGUACUGAUCAUUCAAUCACUCAGGAGGAUAAAGAAUCUCGCGUGGAUUUGGGAACUUUACCACAAUCCAAUGAAGAAAGCAAUCACAUUAAGGAUACUGCUGCAGAGUGA
This is a messenger RNA of Sphenostylis stenocarpa, 2277 nucleotides long. Lineage: Eukaryota; Viridiplantae; Streptophyta; Magnoliopsida; Fabales; Fabaceae. The record is from the annotation of a GenBank genome assembly.